AGAUUAGAGCCAGUGCGGGCCGUUCCGCGCCGCGUUCGUAAGCCCACUUAAGACUGUUUUUAAUACUAGUAUUUUUUACGCGAUCCCGCAAGGAUUUAGCGGAUUCCCGUCGCGGAUCGUGCGCUUUGAUUUAUCGGUAUCGGUCUGUUCUUGUGUUUACGUUAGUGGGUGACGGGCGGCCGCGUGGACGCGUAAUCCAGCGGCUUGGACGAGAUUAUGACGGAUAUCAUCGGAUUUCGUGCACGCACACUGUGACCGUCUUCCUAAGGACUUCCGACUAAAUAGCCUUAUACUACAACCUAAACGAACUAACAGCACUAAUAUUACAUUUUUCAAGGUACGCUAAUGCUUUACGCCCAAUAAGCGUAAAAAGACAGUCGCUAACGCGGCUCAUUUGCCAAAAGUACGAAGAAAGCAUCACGAUUCAUCUCCGAGUGUACAAAGAGGCGCUGGCGGCCGGUAUGGAGCCGCUAAGCGAGAAUGGUCUGUGCCUAAGUGAACUGGAACUCCACGGAGGAGGGCACUUGCACGAGUCCGUUGCGGCGUCAGUCGGCUCAGCGAUAUCGAGUCUGAUGGCGCCGUUACACCACGAGCCGCAGCACGCACCGUUGCAUCAUGCUCCGCCCUUACACCAUGAGCCGUUAGAAAAAUUAAAGCUGUGGGCAGAAACUGGUGAGUUUCGAGAUAGCGGGCACUCGUCACUGGCCUCUGGUGGCUCGGGCGUUGAUCAGUCCUCUCUAUAUGCGCCGCCACGGCCGAGACGCGAUCGGAAACUAACAGACGACAUGUCAUCAUUCCUAGGUCGUCCUCUGACAGAGCCGACUAUCAAGACGGAGUCGACAACGCCUGGCGUGGGCCCCGAUGAGCCUCUAGACGACAAAGGCGACAAGAAAAACAAGAGACAGCGACGGCAGCGCACGCACUUCACCAGCCAGCAGUUACAGGAGCUUGAGGCGACGUUUGCGAGAAACCGCUAUCCUGACAUGUCCACACGCGAGGAGAUCGCAAUGUGGACAAACCUUACAGAAGCACGAGUUAGGGUGUGGUUCAAAAACCGGAGAGCUAAAUGGCGGAAACGUGAAAGAAACGCCAUGAACGCUGCUGCCGCUGCCGCUGCAGAUUUCAAGAAUGGUUUUAGUACGCAGUUUAACGGUCUAAUGCAACCGUUUCCAGAUACGGAUGCGUUGUAUUCGUCUUAUCCUUACAAUAACUGGGCGGCGAAAGUACCUAGUCCGCUUGGUACUAAAAGCUUUCCAUGGCCUGUCAAUCCACUGGGCUCUGUCGUCCCUGCGAGCCAUCAUCAAGGUUCUGUAAACUGUUUCAAUACCGCGACGUCAAUGGGCGGAGUUGGUGGAGGUGGCAUGGGUGGCGUAGGCGGUUCUGCCAGUGUCGGUGGCGGAGUAGCGCCAUGUCCGUACACGGCACCACCGAAUCCUUAUAGUAUGUACCGUGCGGAGCCAUGCCCGGCGAUGUCGUCAUCUAUCGCAUCCCUCCGACUGAAGGCGAAGCAACACUCAUCUGGUUUUAGUAGCGGAUACGGCACAGUGUCACCUGUGUCGCGUGCAGGGUCAGCCCCGUUGUCUGCAUGUCAGUACGCGGCGGGCGGGGUGGGCGUGUCGGACCGCGUGCUUUGAGACGAGGCCCGCGGCCGAGACGAGACGCGAUCGCCAGCGCCGUUACUCGCAGCCGCACGCGCUUCCUAGUCGCCGCCGGCGCGGGCGCAUUCCAGCGCCGCGCACGCGCACGGCCUUUACCGCCACCUCUGGGAAUGGUUCGACUAAUGAGUCGACAUCGGAGACUUCGCUCGACCUCAUUACGUGAGAUCCCAUUUGAUAGGUUACGAAACUACGGGCAAUAAAAACUAAACGAUUCGUUCUAGACAUUAUUUUGUAAAUAUGUAGCUAUGUAUGUACGUAUACCAAAGCGAUGUGUGCAAUUUUUACAAGCUUAAAUGUAUGUAGAUUAAUAUAAGAUUUUUUUCAAUUGUGUACCUUGACGGCGUUCGUUGUAAAUAUAUUUAGGUUAUUUAUUUUUACAAAAUUUACUUUAUUUC
This is a messenger RNA of Vanessa atalanta (red admiral), 2053 nucleotides long. RefSeq names its product pituitary homeobox homolog Ptx1 (gene Ptx1). Gene Ontology annotation, cellular component: nucleus. Gene Ontology annotation, biological process: regulation of transcription by RNA polymerase II; anatomical structure morphogenesis. NCBI's taxonomy places the organism in Eukaryota, Metazoa, Arthropoda, Insecta, Lepidoptera, Nymphalidae. Gene Ontology annotation, molecular function: DNA-binding transcription factor activity, RNA polymerase II-specific; RNA polymerase II cis-regulatory region sequence-specific DNA binding. The record is from RefSeq and is a predicted model, not a curated record. Bases 462 to 1634 code for a protein of 390 amino acids. The transcript has 5 exons.